Cajanus cajan (pigeon pea) is the source of this 2311-nucleotide messenger RNA. Its product is annotated as FRIGIDA-like protein 3. Lineage: Eukaryota; Viridiplantae; Streptophyta; Magnoliopsida; Fabales; Fabaceae. The record is from RefSeq and is a predicted model, not a curated record.
UAUUGAACCGCAUUUCCCUAUCCCUAUUCUACUUUUCUUUCAUCUUCGGUGUUCAUGGUCCUUCUUUUCCAACAAGUACCGCUCCUAGUAAGUUUUUGAAUCUCUGUUCAGAACCCUGCCUCAUUUCCAUGACUUCCGAGCUUCCACUUACCAGGCCCUGAAUUUUCAAAUUAGGGUUUAAACAAAAACUCUGCUGUUUUGGCAAAACAACAAGUUUCUCGCGUCAUAAUUCAGAACUAAGUGCCAUUGGAUAGGCUGUGUGAAUAUGGGUGUCGAGGAGCAAGGCGAGGAGAUUAAUGUACAGUCUAUGAUAGAGCAGCUUGCUCAGGCAUUUCUUGAAUUGGAAGCUCAGAAGGGUGAUUCUGAGAAUAAGAUUCAAUGGCUUGAAAUUAAGCAAUAUUUUCAUGACCUUGAGACAGAAUUGAAUAAGAAACAUGAAGAGCUGGAAGCUAAGGAGAGGAAGUAUGAAGCAAAACAAUUAGAAGUGGAUACAAUCCUUGCAGAGAGGAAAGCAGCAGUUGCUUCUAAAGAGCAAGAUCUCUUAGAUCGGUUGCAGGAGCUUAAAGAUGCUGCUGUAGCUUCCAUUGUAGAGGCUCAUGCAACUCUGGAUUCGGUGCGUGAUGAGGAGAAUAAAGAUAACAAGGUAAGCAGCUCUCUUGGCGAUACAAAUUCCUCAGAGGACGAUGUUCCUCAUAAGUCAGGUGAAAAGUCUGAAGCCGUGGCUGUUGAGGUUAGGCCACAUCCAGCGCUGACACAUUUUUGUGAGCAAAUGGAUGCGAAAGGUCUUCUGAAUUAUAUUGUGGAGAAUAAAAAAAAUUUGUUUGUUAUUCGUGAAGAAAUUUCUGUUGCAUUAGAAAAAGCAACUGAUCCAGCACGUUUGGUGCUGGAUUCACUGGAGGGGUUUUACCCCACCAAUGAAACUUCCCAAACUAAAGAUAAAAUGGGUGCUGCCCUACAGGGCAUGCGCAAAUCCUGUAUUAUAAUUUUGGAAGCCAUGGCCACCUUAUUGGCAAGGGCUGACCCAGGUGCAGAUCACCUUCUGAACCCUGAAACCAAGCAGCAAGCCAAAGCAAUUGCUGAUGAGUGGAGGCCCAAGUUAGCUAGAGCAGAUAUUGAUGCUGCCAAUGGAAAUUCAUUGGAAGUAGAGGCAUUCUUGCAGCUUAUUUCAACUUUUAGGAUUGCUUCAGAGUUUGAUGAAGAAGAACUCUGCAAGCUUGUACUUGCAGUUGCUCAGCUUAGGCAGACAACUGAGCUCUGCCGCUCUAUUGGGUUAAUUCACAAAAUGCCAGCUGUUGUAGAAUCAUUAAUCCAUAAUGAGAAGCAAAUAGCAGCUGUACAUUUUAUUCAUGCCUUCCAGCUUCAAGAAAGCUUUCCCCCUGUGCCCCUUCUGAAGGUAUACCUCAAGAAUCGAAGGAGAAAUUCUCAAGUAAAGACCGGAAAUGUGCGUGAUAUUGCUAGUGCAAAGAAUGAUGCCAAUGCACAAGAGCUUGCAGCUCUAAAAGCUGUAAUUAAGUGUAUUGAAGAAUACAAACUGGAGUCUGACUACCCACUUGAUACACUUCUAAAAAGGGUUAUUCAGCUAGAAAAAUCGAAGGGUGAUAAAAAGAGAAGUGGAGAGUUUAGUAGGCGCCCACCAUCAAAGAGGCCAAGACCUAAUGAGAGAUAUUUUUCGCUCCAUUCAUCUGGUGGCAGCGCUGCAUCAACUGUUGUUUUGGGUAGGCAAGUUCCCCCUGUUAGGGUACCAUAUGCAGGAAGUUCUGAUAGGUAUCCCCUUGUUGGAAAUCCUGAUAGGUAUCCCCAUGCUGGUACAAUAACAUACGAUUAUCAAGUACCUGGCCAAUCUAUAUACACUGGAACAGCGAAUGCCCCUCCUUCUAACUAUGGUCGUUAUAUGGGUACUAGUUUGCAAUCCUCGCACCAGCCAUACCUUUGAUUCAUUGCAUUCAAGUAUUAGUGGAAAGACUACAGAAAUAGAGCGAUCAACUCAUUAGUAUAUGUUUGGUUUUCCAUUGAAAUAGAGCCUAAUGUAUGUUUAUCAGAAAGCAACUAGUUACUUUUUGUUCGCGUGCUCGAGGAUGUGUUAAUGGAAAAUCAAACUUAAUGAUUCUAUGUUUUUGUUUUAUUUUUGAGCUUCUUAUGAUGCCAAAGGGCAGGUGCACUCUUACAUUUUCAUCCAAUGGUAUCUUGUUAUAUUUUUUAUUUUUGGAGAGGUAUGAAAAUUUCUCUAUCUGAUGUUAGUAAGAGUGGCCAUUGUAUUGAUAUUUUUUUGGAAACAAUCAAGCAGUAGUAUAAAUCUGACCUUUACACUUCA